UUAUAAAUGUCAAAGAAGAAGAAGCUAACGAAAGCAAAAAGAGUGAUAAUAAUGGCGGAGAGAUCAGAUUCAGAGGAAGUGAAGCUUCUGGGAAUGUGGGCGAGUCCUUUUAGUCGUAGGAUUGAGAUUGCUCUUACGCUUAAAGGUGUUUCUUACGAAUUCUCAGAGGAAGAUAUCACUAACAAGAGCUCUUUGUUGCUUCAAUUGAAUCCGGUUUAUAAGAUGAUUCCGGUUCUUGUUCAUACUGGUAAACCGAUUUCUGAAUCACUUGUGAUUCUUGAAUAUAUUGAUGAGACUUGGAGAGACAAUCCGAUUCUGCCUCAAGAUCCGUAUGAGAAAGCUAUGGCUCGAUUCUGGGCUAAAUUUGUUGAUGAACAGAUUUAUGUGACGGCGAUGAAAGUGGUGGGGAAGAUCGGAGAAGAGAGAGAUGCGGUGGUUGAAGCGACGAGAGAUUUGUUGAUGUUUUUGGAGAAAGAGCUUGUUGGGAAAGAUUUUUUUGGAGGGAGAAGUUUGGGGUUUGUAGAUAUUGUGGCCACGUUGGUGGCGUUUUGGCUGAUGAGGACGGAGGAGAUCGUCGGAGUUAAGGUUGUUCCGGUGGAGAAGUUCCCGGAGAUACAUAGAUGGGUUAAGAAUUUGUUGGGAAAUGAUGUUAUCAAGAAAUGUAUUCCUCCUGAAGAUGAGCAUCUCCAGUACAUCAGAGCUCGUAUGGAGAAGCUCAAUAUCAAAUCUGCUUGAUAAGGAUUAUAGAAGUUCUAAUAAUCAAAGUAUGUCUCUUUUGUUUCAAUUGCUAAGUUAUGUGAGAUCAUUAAGCUGAAAGUUCUUAUAUUUCAGACAAAUAGUUGGGAAGUGUGUGGUUGUUGUAUUAUUGUGUGUAAGAGAUGUGAAUAAGAGAUGUUGUUGUUAGUUCUUGUAUUGUGUGAGACUUUUCUUAGAAACUUGUCUGAAAAUCUGAAAGUUUGGCAAUAAGAUUGUGUUGAGACUUGAGAUGUGAAUGAGAUUAGUAUUUGGACUU
Molecule: messenger RNA, 1012 nt
Organism: Arabidopsis lyrata subsp. lyrata
Lineage: Eukaryota; Viridiplantae; Streptophyta; Magnoliopsida; Brassicales; Brassicaceae
Product: glutathione S-transferase U7
Exons: 2
Coding region: 7-735 (242 amino acids)
Biological process (GO): glutathione metabolic process
Cellular component (GO): cytoplasm
Molecular function (GO): glutathione transferase activity
Source: RefSeq, a predicted model, not a curated record